This is a messenger RNA of Moneuplotes crassus, 2548 nucleotides long. Lineage: Eukaryota; Ciliophora; Spirotrichea; Euplotida; Euplotidae. The record is from the annotation of a GenBank genome assembly.
AUGGCAACAAAGCCAACCCAAACAGACCCAUCAGCCAUCUCUAUCACAGUCAAUAACAAAAGGGUCAAAACUAGGCUUAAACCUCUGAUCACUGAGGAUAACGGGUCAUUUCACAAUUAUUCAAGGAAUGUAACCACUACAGCCAAUACAUGGACUCUGAACAAAACAGUUUAUGCUAACAGGGUCAAUAAGAUCGAAACAUCUGUCUUAAGAGACAACCGAAGGAAUCUAGACUAUUUGAAGAAAUAUUGACCGAAGAAUCGAUCGUUCUCACUCAGCAAAGGAAGACAAGAACUUAAAGAGAGGAAACAGUCUGUUGAGUUGAGGAAAAAUUUUAACAGCACUGCUUAUGCAAAUGUUUUAAGAAGUACCAAGAAAUGGACUGGUUGUAAGGAUGGUGAUUAUACUAAAAAGAAAAUUACUCUUGACCAAUGUCAAAUUCUUGUUCCCAGUUAUGAUAAGAAUAAUGCAGGGAAAUAUUCUGAGAGAUUAUCCUCUCCGAAUUCGAGCCAGGGUCCUAAAGAAGGAUUUCUGAAAUCUCCAGGGACUCUCACCAAACAUAAAUAGCGCAAAGAAAAAUUUAACAAACGAAAACUCUAAAAUCUGGCUUAACCUCGUCUCUGACGAUACAGUAAUGAUCAAGAAUCAAAUGCAAGAGAACCCAUCUAAUCCAGAAUCCCUUCCAAUCCAAGACAAGGUUGUGCAUGACAUUGGAGAUAUUCACGAAUUCUACCAGACCAGAGUAGUAAAAGACUACAAAAAGGAGAGCAAGUUUCUUCGCUCCAAGCUCAACAUUGCUCACAACACUAUAACUACUCUCACCCAAAAAUAACAAGUCGUUGUCUAAUUCACUGAUGUUCUACAGGAAGCAUUGCCGGUCAAAUUUUGGAUUCUUAAAUUCAGAAAGAGUUCUGUGUGAAAACUGACAGGAAGAGAUUAUCCCUCCUGAAGAAAAAGGCAAGGAAGGGAAGGAUGACCAGAAAUUUAGGUAUACGGAGAUUUAAUGAUUGGCUAAUAUCUAUUUCGUAAUAGAAUGAGUGGGUGUUUAUUGGUUGCGAUGAGCGGCUUACUAGCAGUUUUAGUCAUGCAUGGUUAGCAAGGUAGUUGGAAAUGGAAGAUCGUGGUAUAGAAGAGGGAAAGAGAGAAGAAAUUUGAUAAGGUGUGGAUAAAAUUAGUUGAAGUUUAGCAUCUUAGGUGCUUUAUUGCGGACAGUCAGAAUUUUUCACUUAAUUUAGGAUAUUUUGAUUUAAAUUAAAAUAGUUUAAAGUAACUUUGAGAUGUUAAAAUUUGAACCCAUACCCUCACUUCCAAAAUUACAGCUACACAUUCUAAAUAUUAAUGAGAUACAAAGAGCUAGGAAUUCCAAAUAAGCUUCAGUCCACAUCUGAGCAGACUUCUCUCUCAUCAUCUCGUCUAUACCAUCCACUUCAAUUACCCGAUACCUUGCUAGUAACUUCAUACCACAAACUGUUGUUAAGCCAUUCAGCAUAAUCACUAAUCAACCACGCAUUUUUACUUCUAAAGAAGCAUGCAUCAAAAAUUGGUUCCUGUAUAUGAGCGAAAGUUUAGCUUAAAAGGAAAUUUUAGGAGUUUUAGUCGAAGAUUGUUGGUAUAGGAACCUUAGCCACAAAGAAAAAGAUAGGAUAUAUUAUAGAGGGUCAAAAGUGUCAUUUAAAUUCCCUGAAAUUGAAAUUAAACAAUCUGCUCUAAAAUAUCGCAAAUAGAUCUAGAAGCAAAAUGAGCAAAGCAAAUUUAGAGGAUUUAGAAAAACUAAGAAAGCUGAAUAAAACGAUGCGAACAAAAUUUCUAGACUCUACAAAAUGUAUGGUCCAAUUCCAGUUCUUAAGCAGUGCUCUGAAACAUCUCCGGAGCCAGACUACCAUCAGAGGUGUUGCUCAGUGAGUAAAAGACGUAAGGAACUUCCUUAUGUGUAAAGAUACAUCUCUUUGGCUCUUUGAUCCCUUCAUUCAAAAAGUUUUUGCCAAAGAAGGUGGCAAAGGAGAGGUUUCCGUUGUCGAUGGAACACAUAUCGAGAGAGCAGUUAUUGAAACAACUACUGGAAAGUCGUCUUAAGAGUCAUUCCAGGGUUUAAAAGCCUUGCUAUGGCUAGGAAGGGAUUCAAGAAGAACAAGAUCAUGUUCAUGCCAAUUUUAGCUCAACAAGCAUAUAUUGAUAAAUAAGAAUAUCAUGACUAAUCUAUCUCUUGAGAGAUCAGCUGAAGACAAAGUUGAUCAUGCUUAUUGCUCAGAGAUGGAUAGCAUUAAUCUAUUGAUUCAGUGAGAAAAUAAGGAGCUGAAUCAACACAAUAAAAAUAAUCGGCUCUUCGAUGUCCUUGAUGAGAUGUUUCUUCGAACAUAUUGUGAAUCAACCUCUAAUGUAAUUGAGAAAAUUUUAUUGGCUAAGCUACUCAAGGAGAAAGUUGAAUCUGAUCAAUAAUGCAAAGUCAAGAAACAACAUUUUCAGAAGAUAAUGCAAAUAUUGUAAAUAAAUUAUCUGUAGAAUUCAUGUUUAAAAUAAAUUAAAUUUCAUGCAUAAGAUAUUUUGAAAA